GGCACGUCAGGCACUUUGCGUAAAGCGGUCCGCCGGUUUCCAACUCCGCCAGGCGUCGCCAAAGUCGAGACGAGACGCGAAUUGCUCGGCAACUUCCACUCACUCACUCUCCCUUUCCGCUCACACGCCUUUGCUAUACCACACCAUCAUUUCUCCCCUACUGUUACGACACCUUACUCUAUCAGACGGCCCUAUACCCCAAAAAGUGGCCCAGACUUAUACCCUGACCCAUCAUUCCCCCUUGCAAUGAUUCAAUGACAGCUGCUCCCGUCUCUGCGGUCGAUCGAUCCGCCGCUAUUUCCGCUGCUCCUGCUCCUCUCAAAGGACCCACUGCAUCUACAUCCUAUCUCGUCUUUCUGCCCCCUCCCAAAGAGAGUAGGCGUCUGCUCCGGGACCGCUCUAUCAAUACCAAUGGUUCUGACUCGCGGACCAGCGGCUCGGAUGCCAAGUGGAAGCGUGGUCGCUCGAGACAUUUCCGGCGCGGAGGGGAGGAGGAGCAGUGGGUAGAAGCGGAUCGAGCAAGCGUCUCUCGCAGUAGUAGUAGCAUACAUCGCCGGACGUCCGCACACGUGAGACAUACAUCGGCAGCCUUACCAAUCCCGAAGACCAGUGCAGCUGCCGUCACGCUACCGGCACGGCCGCAGGGCGAUGAAGGCCACUCGGAGAAUGUGAGACAGGAGGUCCUUGUACCCGCUGCUCAAUCUGAGUAUGUCAGCGAUGGAGGUACGAGGUUCAAACCUCGCUCACCGAUCAUCUCUGAGAAGAGGAAUGGAUAUCUCCAGGGCGGGCGGACACGAUCUGCGCAAGACCCUCUAGUAGGCCACCCCCAAUCCGAUAGCAGCGAGAAGAGCCAUUCCACCUCAUCGGGCUCUUCCCUCGAGCUCACGCCGGCAGGUGAAGCGGCGUUACGCUUACGAAAUGCGCGUACGGUGAAUCAUCAGCUGGCAGCCGUUCCCCUCAUCGAGGUGCCCAACAAUUUGUCGUACCUCAUCUCGCCAGGGUUGGGACGUGGGACCGGGUCGGGCGUUCACUACUCGUCCCGGCUGGACGAUGGAACAUCCUGGACCGAGACACUAGUGACUGGACUCGCUGAGCGAGAACAGGAGCUGACUGGGGACAUAUCGCAUACCCACCUCGGUAAGAUCAUGCGGUCUGGCCUCGGCGGGCACAAAGUGCAGUCUGCGAGCGGCAGCGUUGUCGUCUCUCCUGCUAGUAGAGUCGACGACACCGACGAGACACGAAGAUAUCGUCUUGAUGAAGAAGAACGUGCAUUUCUUGCCGGUCCAUUUUCACUUGGCUCGACCUCCAUUGGACUCGCUCUCAAGUGCCAAGCAGGCGAAGAACCUCUUCGCCAUGCAGAGGAAGGCUUCUCUGGUGGCUCGCAAGAGAACAUCUCUAUCUCCCGCGCGCUACGAUCUGAAAGUGAAGUGCGAGCAUUGGAAAUGGAGAAAGAGCGGAUUAGAAGAGAGAGGGAGGAGGAUGAAGAUGGGCUCAGCGUUUGGCCUGCAGGGAAGGACAAGAGAGGGAAAGUGAGGUUCGUCUCUGCUCGAGAAGCGAUGCAAGACCCACCAAAGGGAGAAACGACUUCAUCACGAGGCGACAUGAAGAAGCGCGGGCUGAAAAGAGGCCCGACGCAGGGGCAUACAGGUAGUCAAGAGUCGCCUGGCAGCCAGAACGGACGGGCGAGCAACGCCAGUCAGACCGAAGAGGAGGAAGAGAUUCCACUGACGCCUGUCAGGAGGAAGCGUUUGAGGCUUGAGCCGCCUACUCCUUUGCCUACACCAUCUGCGAGAUCCGACCAGGUCUCCAAUAUGGCCAGUAAAGCAGAAGCUCAAAUCGCUUGCCACUGUCAAUGUCAGAGGACAUCCGCGACGCGUGGUGCAGAGGCUCAGAGCCGUCCGGGCGUUGCCGCAACCAGUCGAGCCGAUGAAGCAGCUGCAGAUCGAUCUGGGCCAGCAAGCGCAGAGCAGUCAAGAAGUGUGGUUUCGCCCAUCAAGAGAGCGAAAUCAGACCCAAAGCCGAUCAGCAGUACGCCUCUGUUGGCUCCUCUUGCUCCGCUCCCUUCAUCCUCAGACCCGUCUCCUCGCAAUCGACGGCAAAUGAGCGCCUCAACAUCUGCUUUGACGAGCUUGUCAAGGGUGAACCAGAGCGUGUGUCGCUUCAGCAUCUUCACUCGGAGAUCUGCCGAUGCCUCUACCUCCACCUCGGCUUCUCGCAGCCGAGUAUUGCGUAAAGAGAGGGACCGCGAGGUGUCGAGGCCCACGAUGCAUCCGACGCGACCAGACCCUGCUCGAGAGAUCAGCGUCGAUGCUAGCAGAUCGGGCGACGCCUCGGUCUCGCACCAACGCAACAGGCAAAGGCCAGAAGCAAGGCAUGACAACGACUCGGCGAUCUCUCGGUCUGACUUUGUGCCCCCAACGAUGAGGGAAGAGAGAGACGACUUGCCGCCUCCUCAUACCCCUCGGGACCUCAUGCCGGCAGUUCAGCCUCUUUCCCCCAUUCAAGCACCCGCGGAAGGGAAGACGGCCGAGAAGAACCCCAGAGUCGAUGCACCUUCGACGAAAGACCUCCGCAAGAGUGUGUCGGUGGCGAAGACAGCGUCGAAGACUGACAACAUGGUGCCAGAGCCACCGACAAUCGGAAAUGUUCCUCCUCACAGAGAAGUGACCAUCAGCAAGCCCUCGACGAUGGCGGCGGCGGCAUCUACCACGAACUUCCUGGACUUGUCGACCUCGUCAUCAGAGAGGCCGACCACGUCGCGCCCACAACGACCUCCGCCAGUCCCAAUACCGCCCUUGCGCACCUCGACCUCUACCAAGUCCCACGGGCCUUCCAAGCUCGCUCAGUCCUUGACGGCCGAGAGCCUGGAUCGCUCUCUGAACAUGGGCGAGAGCUGCGAAAGUGUAGGACAGAGCAGUAACGUUCGUGGCCAGACGAUGACGAUGACCGGUCUGGACUCGAUUCCUCCUCCACCUGCACUGCACUUUGACCCUCGAGAGGUGACCAGUCUCCUCUCCAUCCUGCGCAACCCUAUCCCUCAUCUUCCAGCCAAGCACGGAGGUUAUGCAGAGCAGAUUACCUCGCCGCGCAUCGACGUGCUGGUGCUGAUAAGGGAGAUCGGGGCGCUCGAGGAAAUCGGAGUGAAAGUCUUCAGCAAGGGCAAAGUCGUCGAGGGCAGGGUGGACAUGAUGGCACGCUCUGAGCUGGUGGUGAUGGAUGGAGAAGGCAGUAUCAGUAGAGUGGUACUGUGGGGACACUGUGCACUUGAGUGGGCUGGGGCUGAGCACAGUGGAGAUGCAACGGAGGAAGAGGAAUUUGAGACGUCGGGCGAGCACAGCCACUCUACGCGGGCAGGUAUGACGACGACUAUGGAUACAACGAGCUUCCGUGGGGACGAGACGACGACGUACGGUGGUGUGCUACUGCGCGAUGCAGCACAGCAUAAGUCCGCCUCUAAGUCCGCGGUGGUGCGGAAGGACAAGCACGAACGUCGGCCCGUGGUCGGUCCCCUACGGCCCGGAGACGUUGUAUGUCUCUCCUCGCUCAUCGUCUCUCCGACUCCCACCAAAUCCUCCGGCCCACCUCAACGCGCCACCGUCACACGGGCACAGCCAGCCUCUGUGCAGCUCGUUGCCUCUGAGCGGACGUCUUCAAGGGCAGAGCUCUGCUGGCGAUGGGACCUGCGAGGACGCGAAAAGGAUCGGGAGCGGGGGCGUCGAAAGUAUAGAUUCGAUGUAGCUUUGGCGGAUUUCGAUCGACGGUGCAAGGAGGUUUGGAAGUGCGCUACGAGAUGGGACGGGGAAAGAGACUGAAUUCGAGGAGCGAACCGGACCACAUUGUUCUUUGUUGUAUCUGUGCAAUGAUCCGACUGUAUUAGUAGACUAGCAUUGCGAGCGAGGAAGCGAGCGAACACUGACAAGAGGAACGGAAGGGGGAGCCCUGCCGACAUCUGGGAGAAGGAGAAGGCCCGAGCGGCUCGGAGAUUGAGUUGGGUGUUGGGCGCAGGAGAUGCGAGGCGCGGCGAGGCGUGACGUGGAAGG
Microstroma glucosiphilum is the source of this 4040-nucleotide messenger RNA. RefSeq lists its product as hypothetical. The record is from RefSeq and is a predicted model, not a curated record. The coding region runs from base 255 to 3812 and encodes 1185 amino acids. The transcript has a single exon. Lineage: Eukaryota; Fungi; Basidiomycota; Exobasidiomycetes; Microstromatales; Microstromataceae.